Molecule: messenger RNA, 1569 nt
Organism: Mycena citricolor
Lineage: Eukaryota; Fungi; Basidiomycota; Agaricomycetes; Agaricales; Mycenaceae
Source: the annotation of a GenBank genome assembly
AUGUCAUUGCCCAACUCACCGUUCUCUGACUUGCUCGGCACGAACUACGUCCCGCAAGAUGACGAGCGCGAAAGGAUCAACCGCUUUCUCGUGUCUCCCAUCGAUGAGCUGCGGCGCUUGAAUCACGAGAUCCGGGAGGUGGAGGAACGACUGCACGCGCUGUGCACACAGCGCGAUGAGCUGGAGACGGAGAUCGGGAAACAUAAGGCACUGGUGUCCCUCGUGCGGCGCCUUCCGGACGAGCUUCUGGGGGAGAUCUUCUGCUUCUGUAUCGCCGCGUACCCUGCGCUAGUCGACCCGCGCACGCCUCCGAUCUGUCUGGGACACGUAUCACGCGAGUGGCGGCGAGUGUCGCACUCUACCCCCGAGCUGUGGUCGUCGCUGCACGUGCCGCACCUGGGGCGGGCUGACUUCGGGGUCUUGGAGGACGAGCGCGGACGCUUCGUCGACCUGGCCUUGGAGUGGGUCGCGCGGAGCGGCAGCCACCCGCUGUACAUCUCGUCCACGCUGGACGAGCUGAAUACGCAGCCCGUGCAGGCCGUCGCGCGCCACGCGUGGUCGCACAUCGCGAAUCUGUGCCUCAUAUUCCCCGCCGCCGUGCCCGCGCCCACCGUCGCGUCGUUCCUGCAGCUGGAGCUGCCCGCGCUGCACACGCUGCACGUCGAGUGCCACUCCGACUUCGGGUCCGCGCUGUGGGCGGACGCCGCGGUCCUGCGCGCUCCGCGCCUGCGUGUGCUGCUGCUGCGCAUCUCCGCCGACGCCGCGAAGCUCGUCCUGCCCGCGCCCUCGCUCGUCGAGUUCGACCUCAAGUGCCUGCAGACGCGCGAGGGCGGCGCGGACCUCACCGGCGGGCUCUCCGUGCACCACUGCCUCGACAUCGUCCGGCGCUGCCCGGCGCUGCGCAAGGCCGUCUUCCGGUGCACGCUGUUCGGCUCGCUCGCCGGCACCGGCGCCGCGGCCGCCCUACCCCCCUCCGGCACGCCGUCCGCGCUGCGCGAGGUGCACUUCUACCUGGGCAACGACCUGCCCGUGUUCUUCGCGAACCUGGGCCUCCCCGCGCUCGCGCACCUGCGGCUGACGCACCCGGCGAUGCCCGGCCCGGACCACGCGCUGUUCUUCGCGUCGCUCGAGCCGCACCUCGCGGUGCUCGCGACGGCGGAGCUGUCCACCGCGUUCUUCAGCAACGACACGCUGCUCGCGCUGCUCCGCGCAACGCCGCGCCUGCGCAGGCUCAAGCUGGACGGCCUGCGCAGCACGUCCUCGGCUACGCUCACGAACGACAUGGUCCGCGCGGCCUGCAGCGAGGGCUUCGCGAGCGAGCUCGAGGUGCUCGAGUGUGGCGACGGGAGUAUCAGCUGCUCGGACAAGGUCCUGGAGCGUUUCGUGCUGCUGCGGCCCACGCUGGUGGAGGUGCGCGUCCGCUUCAGCCGGUACGCGGACCGCGACAUCGCGGCAACACCCGCAGUCCGCGCCAGGAUCGAGAAUGGCCUCGCAUUCAGCGCCCGAUACAAGGUCACGGGGAAGUGGCAUUAUCAGCCGGCGAGCGGGACCACGUUGUGGCGAUUAUGA